This is a messenger RNA of Colletotrichum higginsianum IMI 349063, 2259 nucleotides long. Its product is annotated as Chloride channel protein. Lineage: Eukaryota; Fungi; Ascomycota; Sordariomycetes; Glomerellales; Glomerellaceae. The coding region runs from base 1 to 2259 and encodes 752 amino acids. Gene Ontology annotation, molecular function: voltage-gated chloride channel activity. The transcript is spliced from 2 exons. The record is from RefSeq and is a predicted model, not a curated record. Gene Ontology annotation, biological process: transmembrane transport; chloride transport. Gene Ontology annotation, cellular component: early endosome; Golgi apparatus; membrane.
AUGGCCUCCGAUAACACGCCGUCACCGCCGCCUAACGAGACGAGCGCUCUGCUCCCAAAAUCCACCAGCCGGAUCUCCAUCCCGGGCUUCUUCCGCUCCGCCUCGCUCUUCUCCCUCUCCAAGGCCGACCAGGCCCUCGGCCAGUCCGCACCGUUGGGCGACCGCCUGCCCUACAACGACUACACCACCAUCGAUUGGCUCCGCGACUUGACCAAAGACUCGUCUCGCGCCCGCCGUCUCCACGCCCGCCCGGGCAUCCGCGGCCGGCUGUUGCGCUGGUUCGACCAGAGCCAGGGGUGGAUCGCCGCCGCCAUCAUCGGCCUGCUGACGGCCCUUGUCGCCUUCGUCGUUGACGUCUCCGUGGCGACGGUGAGCGACUGGAAAGAGGGCUACUGCGGGACGAACGCGUUCCUCGACCGGGGGCGGUGCUGCUGGGACGUCGCCGAAACCGACUUGUGUGAUGCGUGGAGGCCCUGGGUCGACGGGGAGCAGGAGGGUGGAUCGUACGUCGCCGGCUACGCCAUCUACGUCCUUUUUGCGCUGCUGUUUGGCGUCGUCGCGGGAAACGUAACGAUGACGACGAAGACGUCCCUCCCGGCCGUCGACGCCGACAGCGUGGUCACGACGGGCACCAUGGCGGAGGGCAAGACGAUGUACAUGGCUGCAGGCAGCGGUAUCCCCGAGAUCAAGACGAUUCUCUCGGGGUUCGUGAUCCCCCACUUCCUCGACCUCAAGGUGCUGGUCGUUAAGGCCGUCGGUGCCACGUUUGCCGUCUCGACGGGUAUGUGUCUGGGAAAGGAGGGCCCCUUUGUGCACAUCUCGACCUGCGUCGGCUGGCUGGUAGCCAAUUGGUUCCCCAAGUACCGCGACAACCCGCGCAAGAUGCGGGAGAUGCUGAGCGUGGCGUGCUCGUCUGGUCUGUCUGUGGCAUUCGGCGCGCCGAUUGGCGGUGUGUUAUUCAGCUACGAGGAAAUCAGCACGUACUUCCCACGACGUGUCUUGUGGAAGGCCUUUCUGUGUUCUCUCAUUGCGGCCAUCGCGCUCAAGGCCUUGAAUCCCACGGGGACGGGCAAGCUGGUGCUGUUUGAGACGAACUACGGCGUCGACUACGACCCCGUCCACUACAUCGUAUUCGCGUUCCUCGGGCUCUGCGGCGGAGUGUUUGGCGGCGUUUUCUGCCAGGCCAAUUUCCUCUGGUCGAAACGCUUCCGCAAGUACGACAUCGUCAAGAAACACCCCGUCUUCGAGCUGUGCGGCGUCGUCCUCGUCACCGCCCUGCUGCAGUACCCUAACGUCCUCAUCCGCGACACGGGCGACGUGUCGCUAUCCAAGCUGCUGGUCGACUGCAAAGACCCGACGGGCGAGUGGAUCUGCGAGCAGGAGCAGGGCAGCGACAAGACAGCGUACAUGCUGCGGCUGGCGGGCGGCGCCGUCAUCAAGCUCCUGCUGACCAUCAUUACCUUUGGGUGCAAAGUCCCCUCGGGUAUCAUCAUCCCCGCGCUGGAUGGCGGCGCCCUGUUCGGCCGGCUUAUUGGUCAGUUCAUCGGGGACAUAUCGCCCGGCAUCUUCGCCAUGGUCGGAGCGGCAGCUUUCCUCGCGGGCGUGAGCAGGAUGACGGUAAGUCUGGCAGUCAUCAUGUUCGAGCUGACGGGCGAGGUGACGUAUGUGCCGGCCUUCAUGUGCGCCAUCUUGACGGCCAAGUGGGUUGCGGAUGCCAUCUCGUCCGAGUCGGUGUACGACCUCUCGCAGCACCUGCUAGGCCACCCAUUCCUCGACGCGGAGCAGGCCUAUGAAGUCGUCCGCCAUCGAGAAGCCACGGCUCGCGAGCUGAUCCCACCGCCGGCAACAAUGAAGGAGAUCACCCUUCGGACGGGACGGGAGUAUCGAGUGCGGAAAGACGUGCUUGCAGAGAAGCUGCGGAAGCUCAAGGGCAGAGGGCUGAUGGACGCGGGACUCGUGCUGGUUAACGCUUCCGGCCUUCUUUUCGGCUACUGGCCCGAGGUGGAAAUAGAGUACGCCUUGCAGAUGGAAGACGAGGGCGAGGAGGAGAUUGACGUGCGCAGCGAGACCAUGACGGAGCUGAUUGACCGGACGCCCAUCACCGUCAGCGCCGAGGCGCCCAUGGAGUAUGUUCUGGAGAUGUUCGGGAAGCUGGGGCCGAGGUACAUCAUCAUCGUCGAGCCAGAGACCGCCAAGGUGCUGGGCGUCGCGCUCAAAAAGCGGCUGCUAGACUUUUUAGAUCGGGUGAAGGAGCAUUGA